This is a messenger RNA of Xyrauchen texanus (razorback sucker), 2408 nucleotides long. Its product is annotated as protein FAM124A-like. Bases 102 to 1757 code for a protein of 551 amino acids. The transcript has 4 exons. NCBI's taxonomy places the organism in Eukaryota, Metazoa, Chordata, Actinopteri, Cypriniformes, Catostomidae. The record is from RefSeq and is a predicted model, not a curated record.
CUCCUCCAGCCUAAAAAGUUGCUAAAUUCAUUCGUUUCGAAGGAUAAAGUGCAUAAAAAGAAAACAGAAGGCAUGUGAAGUUGCUGUCACUUUCACCAGAGAUGGAAAAUUCAGCGGAAGACGAGUGCGCUGAUUCGGGAGCGGAGACAGGAGGGUCUGACUACAGUCUUAUGUCAUCAGCAAGCAGUGAUUUGUCCAUGGGGGACCUACAAGACCCCUUUCUAGUUUCUAUGCAUAUCAUCACUGACCCAGGUCAGGCCAGAGCCCUCCAGCAAGCUGCUGAUCAGGUACUCUCUUGGCUCCACCCUGAUCUCACUCUCUUCAGGGUGUCUGAGCGCUCAUCUGGCCUAUCCCGAAGAUCCAAAGUCCGCCUGCAACCCUCCACCAAACCCCCACCACGACAGCCAGCCCUGGCUGUCAUCCUCUUUCUGCAAGAUGAGUAUGGAGGCGAGGAGAGUCUCAAACGUCUCCACGGUCAGCUGAGAUGCCCUCCAUGGCGAUACCACCACACAGAGCAGGUGAAUGGACGAGGGAUGUUACCCCUUUCUCCAGCCAGCCAGGACUUUGUUACAUUGGCACCAGGCACGCCACUCUGGGCGCUUCGCCAGGUGCACUAUGGCAAAGAGAUUGUGCGCUUUACGGUUUACUGUCGCUAUGAGAGCUAUACCGAACAGGUGCGUCUGUACAGGCUGCUCCUGCACCGAAGACUGGCCCAGAAGAAAGAUAAUUUUUGCUUCUGUGUGGUCUACUCCAGCCCUGACACAGAAAUUCAGCUGUCAUUGAAGCGAAUGCCCUGUGGCCAGAGCCCCAUCCCUACUGAAAAUGCUGUGAUGGAGAUUAGAGUGAGGGACUUUGUUGAACUUGUGCCACUGCUGCCACACCCCUGCACACCCAUCAGUGAAGUCCGCUGGCAAACAAGCGAUUAUGAUGGGAACAAAAUAUUGCUACAGGUUCAAGGUUCACGGUAUUACCGCAUACACACCAUUGCAAAGUUCCCUUAUCUUUCUCCUGAUGAUCCUCUGAUCACCUCCCCUCCUCCACCUGAGGCUCCUCCUCCUCCCCCACCCUACGGCCGCGGACCCGCCUGCUACCGGAACCGACGGUACCACCGCAACUCAUCGCGUUCGCGGACCCAGAUCUCCAAGACAUCUCUGCCUCUGCUGUGUGAUCAGGAAAGCCACACAAGGGAUGUGAAACUUUUACAGGCUGGAUGGACAGGCCACCGCGCACAGUCACUCUAUUCUCUGCCUACAGACGACUCCUCAACAUGUGCCUCCCCUUCAAGCUUUCGUCCUCGCUGCUUCUCCUCCAUGGCUGCUCCAAUUUUCCGUGUCAAUGUUGAUGCACUGGUGGGUGCUGAAGAGACAGAUGUGGACACUGGACAAACCAUCAGUGGCAGCUCAGUGGACCUUUCAGUGGUUUCAGGCUACUGUCUUCCACAGAUGAGGCCCCAUCAAAAGGCCCCACCUCCACGGCCCAAGUCUGCUCCUCCAUGCAAUGGAGGCUCUGACUUUGCUGAACCGACCAAUAAUAAUGCCUCCUUCCCCACGAGACAGACUGCUUUACCACCUAGAACACAGUAUUUCUCUGAAAAGUCCAAACCUUGCAUUGUAUACAAUUCCCAGCCAAAGAAUAUUUAUGUGUCACAGCCAGAUGUGUUGCAGGACAAGGGACAGCAGAGUGGCAAUGGCAUUGCAACAAUAAAUGACUAUAGCAAAGAGGGCACAGAGGAAGACGAACAAGAGUUUUAUAUCUGACACAUAGUGUAGUGGUUGCAGGACAAUCAUCUCAUUAAUAUGACACACAGUUAGCAGAUCUGCAUUUCUGCAGGUGUUGCAAGAAGAGGGACAUUUUAAUGCCUUCUUGUCUGAAAUUGUUAGCUGAUAAUUUAGUUGAGUGAAACCUUAAAGCUUUGUUGUUCUAUAAUUAUUCUUUUUUUUUCAUAAUGAAUGAUUUUAAGAUCAAUUAAAUUGAUUUUUCAUGUGUAUGUUCUGUUAUAGUGUGGUUGGUAUUCUGUAGUUUUUAUGAACAGGAGAGCAUUCAUGUCAGUGAACUGUGUUUAACUGACCACAUAGAAGGACUAAAAAUCUGCCACCCAGUGGCUGAACUUGGCACAUGCUAAACAUCUAACAUACUGUAGGGAAAUUAAUGUCACAAGUUUUAAAGAGAAACUAUUUACUUCUCUAUAAUUUCUAAAUUAUGUUUCAACCUGUUUGUAUUAUUGAAGAAAAUUACUUAUUAACUCUUUAUUUUUAAUGUGUCCUUGUUACACAUUACAUGUAUUUGCUAUACACUAAUAACAGUUUAUGCAUAAUUACAAGCAACUAACCCUAAACCAAACCCUAAACCAAUAGUACAUGUUGUUAAUUAGUAACCAUCGGUAAUUACUUUUGUAAUUACACUGCAUC